This is a messenger RNA of Ceratina calcarata, 4287 nucleotides long. It is a transcript of the gene Sidpn, whose product is annotated as bHLH protein similar to Deadpan. The record is from RefSeq and is a predicted model, not a curated record. NCBI's taxonomy places the organism in Eukaryota, Metazoa, Arthropoda, Insecta, Hymenoptera, Apidae. Gene Ontology annotation, molecular function: DNA binding; protein dimerization activity. The transcript has 3 exons. Bases 1865 to 3406 code for a protein of 513 amino acids. Gene Ontology annotation, biological process: regulation of DNA-templated transcription.
GCCAGAAGGAACGACCGAAAGGAUGGACAAAAAUAUGCAAAGGGGGAAACACCGGCAGACGACUAGACAGACGGAUAGAAGGAGAUUAAAGGCCAUCGUGGUCAGUAACGAUGUUUAUCAUCCGCUCCAUCGCGAUACGCGAUAAUACAAAAUUCUAUCCGAACUGCGUAUGGAUUUGUAUUUCGAGUCAAAAGCCGGAGACGUACGACAAUUUUUGGCAACGUUCGUCCGUAGAGAAAUUCUACUAUUCCCUUUCGAGAGCGAGAGAGAGCGGGAGAGAGAGAAAGAGAUCGUACCGUCUAUCUAGAUCGUCGCUGCAUAAGAAUUUUAAGACGAUCCAAAAUUGGUUCCUGUUUUAACGACACAUCAUGGUUGUUAGGCAGUAAGCGGCAUUGCGAAAAAUAGAGGAAAAAAGAGAUCAAGGUAGGUCGCGUGCAACUAGAAACUCGGUAGGAAUGAUAAAAAGAGAGAAAGGUACGGGGUGUGAGAGAGGGACACGGAGUGGCAGAGUGAGAAAGAAAAAAGGGGGGUGGAUGGGUAGAGGUAGCCGCAGGCAAGGGCGCGCGUGAGCGGGCAAGCGAACCCCAUCCUCUCUCUGUGGAGGGCAGCGGUUCUGGCAAGCAGCCACCAUCCAACCCCCGCCCUCACGCAUCACCAACCGCGACGCGGUCCGAUCCUCUCCUCUUCGCCGCUGCUUCUACCUCGCUCGCUCCGUUUCUCUCGCCCACACACGCGCGGAUCGCGCUCAACACCCGCCAGCUACCGUUUCUCCGCUCGCAGUCCGUUACCGUCGUCCAUCCACCGAGGAUGCAGCCGAGUCGCCUCCACGCACCCAUCGCUGCGUUUCGAACGGAAACUAAAACAAGAAACUCGAACGAAACUUAAAUAAACACUUGUUUCGGUUCCUGGAUAAAUCGCGAACACGAGAUUUCUAGAUCGAAAGUUAUUCGUUUGAAUAUCUUCCACCUACGCAGUUGGAAAUAUGCUUCGAGAGGACCGCCGCUCUUUACGAACGCAAAGCGUGAUAUGUAUACACAUCACAUGUGACAUGCAAAAAGUUUUACAAUAGAUACCGACACGUCUCUCUCAUUCUUUUGCAUUGCACUCUGACUCGAAACCUGGUCAAAGAACAAUACUUUACGCGUCUUCUUCAAAUGUUUAAACCGCGGUAAAGAAUUUAAAAGGAGCAUGCACUUAAAACUGGUACUUAAAAACACAUACGCGUUAAACUGUGAUGCACGCGAGUGAGAAAUCGUGAUCGUACGAUGAUCCACGUGGUGUGGAUGUUCACGCCAGAAUGUGCUCCUAUGUAAAUCUGUGCGAGAACUUGGAAACUGUACGCCGACAAGUUUAGUAAUCGAAUUGAAAACUUGUACGGUGAAACGAAUUCGCGUUGGAUAGAACCAAAAUGAGGGUGUCGCAGCCGAUGAUGCGUGUGCAACGCGCUCGUUGAACAAGUGUAAAUUGACAUAGUGUAAAGUGUAAAAAGAACUGAAGGAUAAUCGACCGUGGUACCUGCAUAAAUCAUUGGUGAAACUGUCCGAGUCGGCAUACCUCAGUGUCGCCGUGGUGCCGCGUGACUUUUUCAAACGCGAAAUGCUGAGUGUCUCAGCUGCGUCCAAGCGAUUAUUUUGGACGCUGAGAUUCAUCCUGUCACCGCCGCCGACACCGUCAACCUCGCCGUCGCUGUCGACGCCGUCGUCGUCGUCGUCGUCGUCGCCGUCGUCGCCACCGCCGUCGUCGUCGUCGCCGUCGUCGUCGUCGGCGUCGUUGUUGUUGUUGUUAUCAUCUUCAUUCUCGUUGCUGCAAGAGGUUCCCUCGCUAUCGUCGUCGUCACAGCUGCGGGCCCGCGUGGCCUACUAAGAUGACCGCGCGUCUUCACUCGUUGAGGCAUCAGGAAAAGAAAUCGGCCGGAAACGCUCACAGGCAUCACCAUCAUCACACUCAACAAUCUCAACAGAGCUUGCAACAAGGUCCGAGCCCGGCAGCUAGCCCGAAUCCUAGUCUUAGCCCGAGCCCCAAACACUCGGACGGUCGACGAGCUAACAAACCACUAAUGGAAAAGCGAAGGAGAGCGAGAAUCAAUCAGUCGUUAGCAGCGCUGAAAGCGCUGAUACUUGACAGCGCCCGGCUGGAGAACACGAAACAUAGCAAACUCGAAAAGGCUGAUAUCUUAGAGUUAACGGUUCGGCACUUGCAAAGGCAGAGAUCACUUGCUCAACCCGGUUUAUCGAGAUAUAAGGCCGGCUAUCAAGAUUGUUCCAGAGAGGUAAGUCGUUACCUGGAUGCGCCGGAUAUAAUCACGGGGAACACGACGCCGAUGGACCCUGGGGUGAAGCAAAGGUUGCUACGGCAUUUGGAUAGUUGCGUGUCGGAAUUAGACUUGGAUCUGGGUUCGAGGCCGGACAGCGGAUUAGGCAGCAGUCCCGGAAGCGUGACGGAUCGAGUGACAGGCACGGUGAGUCCCGGUCCGUUGGAGCACCAUGUCCCAUCGGCUGCGCACUCUAGUACAACCCUGAAUCCGGUCGGCUUGAUAAAAACCGAGAUUCCGGAUAUCGAACCAGCUCGACCGGACAGCAGUACUGCCGGCGAUGAAAACAACAACAAUAGCAACAGCAGUAGCAAUGGCAACAGCCGGCCAGCCUCGGCCUUUACCAACCAAACGAAUCUCGACUCUCAUCAUCAUCCGCCCCCAGCUCCUCCUCCUCCUCCGGGUCCAGUUCCCCAUUCCGGCCUACCGGUGAUCGAUCAAGCCUCCGGUUCGCAGCAGAAUCCAAACAUGUUGUCGGUCGUGCAGGUGAUACCUUCCAGGCUACCGGAUGGCCAGGUCGUCUUCUUGCUCCCUAGUCAUUACGUUCAACUCGCGGCUGCCGCUGCGGCGAACGGUAUCAGUAUCGGUCCGAAUCCGCCGACCGCCGUCUGGGCCGCCACUAACAUGUCCCUCCUGAAGGCGACGGACAAGCUCGCCGCCAAACGUCCCCACGACGAUAUCCAAGAGUGGCACGACGUGGCCGCCGUUGCCGUUAAUGCUGCUGUUGCCGCUGCCACUGCCGCUACGUCCGCCAACGCUUCCGUUUCCGCUUCCGUUUCCGCUUCCGCCCCCGUUUCCACCUUCGGAACCAACGCCAUCGGCUCCAAGUCGACGAAAGGCCCCAGGCUCGAGCAACCGGAACAGCCGCUGGACUUCACGACCACUUCGAAGAAACUUAAACUUACCACGAAACUCGAUCAGCAUCUCCAGCAACAGCAGCAGCAGUUUAUAGCCCGGCUGUCCACCGAAGGAUCCCACUCCGAAGAAAGACCGUCCAGUCGCGCGAGCAGCGAAUUCGUCACCGGGAUCGAUUCGCCGUCUCCUCUUCCGCAGCAUCCCGCGAAAGACGAGGAAGGAAUGUGGAGGCCUUGGUAGAACUCGUUACGAACCUGCGAGCACACGUACCGCCUAAUAUUAUCGUGCGUUCGUCGAACAGCCAGACGUCUACGCGUACGACGAUUUCUCCGUUACACGCAAAUGGUAUUAUCGUAUUUUCGAAUAUGGGAACAGUCGAUCGAUCAUUGACGUGAAACGUGCAUCGGGAAUACGUCUGCCUGUUAGCUUCACCGUUCGAGAACGCGAUAACGAAGUCUACCAAGGAAUAUUUAGAGGCUGUUGAUUCAAUUGUAGUAUACAACGCAUCGAUGUAUAGUAUCGCCGACGAACGAUAAUUUCGGGCACGGUGUCGGUGUCCCUAAGUCGUGUACAUGUUUGCUACCUUACAAUUAGACGUACGUAGCGCUUUAUUCAGGCACGAUCGUUGUUCACUCGUUUAGUGGAAAGAGUGCCUAGUGUAUAAAAAAUGAGUUCGCGGCCCGAGAGACGUUAUAUGAGGACUGUUUAAAGUUCAGAAGUAACGGUAUGUGUACAUGUAUGUAUGUAAAUGAUAAAGAUCUAACAUGUUUUAGAUGACGAUUUAGAACCGUCUCGGAUACACAGAUAGUAUGUUAUUAUUACGCCGUCGUGUAUAUAGCUCCCGAUUGAAAUUAUAAAUUAACGCCGGAUAUAGAUUUAUUUUGAUGUUAACUAGGUGUAUAUGCGUGUACAUGAGCUAACGUAGAGAGAAUGACGACCCGAACGAAUCCACGAAUGAAAGAAUGCGAGUUCACCGUUCAGUUCUACAUGACCACAAUUUACAUCCGCAUCAUUUGACGAACAUCUCUAAUUACUAUAUCGAGACCAGAAAUUCCUUAUUCAAUGUACUUAGACAUAUUGGUCAACAUAAAUUAUAUGCAUACCAACAAUUGAUCGAUCUA